AUAACUUUUAAAAACUUAAAUUACGAUGUUUUUGAUAGACUAAGAUUAGAAUGGAUUUGGAGUAUGUAAAAUUUACAUAUUGGGAGGAUGAGGAGAUUAAGGCUGCAGUUAAAGUUGCUGUUGAAGAGAUGGGUAUAGAAAAUCUUGAAUAUAUUCACGGUUCGUCGGGAUCAGAAGAAGAUGAAGUGGAGUCUGAGAAUCUGAUGGAUGAUGACAUCAUUGAGGAGAUGGAAGAUGAAAAUAUUGAUGAAACUGGAGAGAUGUCUGAAAAGGAGGAAAUCUUGAGGAGUUUGGAACUACGCUUCAGCGACGAGACUUUGAAUGAGAUUGAUGAAACCAAAUUCAAGGAUUUAGUUCUUCUUUUCAGAGGUCUCAUAGAGAUUUCUAGCAGCCAGGGUUUAAACGAGUUUCUAGAACAGAGAUUAAGGGAUGACAGUAUUGUAGAGUAUGUUCUAACCUUUAUCAAUCGUCUAGCCGUUUCCAGCGAGGCAUUAAUUCAAAUAGAAUAUAAUCCCAUGGUAUUUAUUUCCCGUGAAAAUCACCGCCCCCCCCCUCAAAAUAAUUUGUUGAUACUUGAGAGGUGAUUCUUUAUCUUCUAUC
Eurytemora carolleeae is the source of this 600-nucleotide messenger RNA. RefSeq lists its product as uncharacterized. Bases 51 to 584 code for a protein of 177 amino acids. Lineage: Eukaryota; Metazoa; Arthropoda; Copepoda; Calanoida; Temoridae. The transcript is spliced from 5 exons. The record is from RefSeq and is a predicted model, not a curated record.